CCAUUGCAUGUUAAACGUCAGCCUGGAGCGACGCAUGGCACUUACUACUAAAGCAGUUUACAAGCGUUGUGCCGUAUUUUCCUUCUGGAAACGUGUCAGCAACGGACUCAUUCUGCCUCGGUUAGGUACAUGCUAAUACGGCCAUUAUUAGGACUUUAAGGCUGCUGUCAUCUUGGAGACUCCCGGGGAAAAUGGAAUCGUUUCUACGGAGCUCUCACGAUGCGCUGAAGAGUUUCAGCAGAGAGAGCCCAGGCUUCCAUGUGGUCAUGGGAAAUGAGGCAUGCGACCUGGACUCCAUGGUGUCAGCCGUUACUUUUGCCUAUUUUCUGUCCAAGACGCUGGAGCCGGGAAAGGUGGCGGUGCCUCUUCUCAACAUCCCGCGGGCGGAAUUCCAGUUGCGGUCGGACAAUGCUUUCCUCUUGAAGGAGUGCAGCCUCGCUCAGAACCUGCUGGUGUUCCGUGACGAGAUCAAUCUUCGUGCUUUGCACAAGGCGAAACAGCUGACCCUAACGCUGGUGGACCAUAACGUCCUCCCCAGUGGAGAUGCUGCUCUGGAGGAGGCCGUGGUGGAGGUGAUCGACCACCACCUCCUCGAGAGGAAGCCCUCGCCUACGUGCCCAGUCACCGUGGAGACGGUGGGCUCCUGCGCCACGCUGGUGACGGAGCGGAUCGCGCAGAGGGCCCCAGAGGUCCUCGACCAACAGGUGGCCCAGCUCCUAUACGGCACCAUCGUGUUGGACUGCGUGAACAUGGCACCCGAGGCUGGGAAGGUCACUCCCAAAGAUAGCAAGUAUGCCAGCCUCCUGGAGUCUCGCUUCCCAAACCUGCCACCAAGAGGCGCCCUUUUUCAGUCCCUUCAGACUGCCAAGUUUGAUGUAUCGGGUCUCACCACUGAACAGAUGCUGCUCAAGGACAUGAAGGCUACCUCCAGUGGUGACCUUAAUCUGGCUGUUAGUGUUGUAUACAUGACACUAGAGGCUUUCCUCCAGAGACGUGGCCUGCAGCAGGAGCUGUGUGAGUUCUGUCACAAGCACAAAUACAAUCUGCUGGUAGCCAUGACUAUCUCCUUCAGUGAAAACAAAGAGCCGUUCCGGCAGCUUGCGGUCUACAGCUCCAGCACUCUUUACCGGGAGGAGAUGAGUCAAGCCUUGGACAAAGCUCAGAAUCCCAGCUUGGAACUCUCUCCUAUGAGCAGCCCGUACUCUGACGUCAAGGCAUACAUCCAGGGCAACACACUGGCGUCUCGCAAAAAGGUUUUACCCAUCAUCAAGGACUUCCUCAAGUCCUGGGAGAAAAGAAUUGCCCCCUCUGGAAACCUGGAUGAUUUCGGAGACCUGGAGGGUGUCUGCUGCCCGGGGAUGGAAGAGGGCGGUCAGUACCACUCUCACCGGUGCACAGAGGACUCUGGCAUGGAGGAGGACUCGAACGUGCCCCCAACACCCAUGAACAGCCUAGUGGAAGGCUGCCCACUGGACGACGGCCUUCCCAGGAUCAGCGAGGAGGCCAUAACGGAGAAGUUCAGCAAGAUGGCUAGCCAGGAGGACCCGGAGGACGAGACAACAGGGGGAUUGUGAGUCUCCACAACGUGGACCUUCUGCCCACCUCACAUCUGGUCCGAGGAAUGGGAGUCCGCGCGGACCGGCAGGGUCUGCUAUGGGACUUGUGGGAUUGUUUUGGCCUGACCCUGACUGCAUGUGUGUAGUAUUGACCUGCAUGAGUAACACAGAGGACGACGACAUGGAGGAGCAGCUUGACUGUCAACGCAGGUCAAACAGAGGUCAGGCGGAGAUGCUUGGACUUGCUGCAGAUGAUGUGAUCUAAUUGUGAAUGACGACACAAAGCAUAAUUGCUCAGCGUUUAAGACAUCUACUCUGUUGUUGUUUUUGCCUGAGUGUAUGGCCCUUAUGGUAUGUAUCUUCAGAUACAUAAACCACCCUAACAAGUGUCCUGAAUUCAGUUAUCCAGUUAAGCUUAGCGUUUUAUUUAGACUUGAUGUUUUCUUUUGACAUCCAAGGUUAGGUUAAAUGACCAGAUCAUGGUCUGCAUUAAAGGGAUGUACAUUUAGAUGAAGGUGAGGAUGAUUAGCUUUGUGAGAGGAUUUGAUUGCCCUUCGCUACCUUCUAUUAUGACCCUCUAGCUUUAAACCUUGUGGAGCCUUUCCGAAGUUUGUGAUAUUUUGAAAUGUGGUAGUACCGAAACCCAAAACAUCUGCUUUAAUCUUUAGAUUGAUUUAAACAUAUUUAUGGAGGUUCCUACCAGUGUAGCUAUAUUCGCUUUGCGUGUGAAGAAUGGCUCAAAGGGCCUGCAGUACACAUUUUGAGGUACAAUCGUGUGAUCCUAAGUACAAAGGGUGCCAAUAUCCAUGGUGGGUAUAUUAUAAAGGGUAUUUUCUAGGUUUCUUGUAAUGCCUUUGAUGAAAAGCAGUACAAAGAACAUAUUACUCACAAAUGUAAUUAUAUAUAUAUAUAUAUAUAUAUAUAUAUAUAUAUAAUUUGUUUGGAGAGGAGGGUUUCUUUAGAAGCAAUUAACGAGACGUGAAGGUUUAGUAUACGCAUCCUGGCGUGCCAUUCUGGACCAGAGAGCGGCUUUAACUUUUUAAGAUCAGAGCAAUGAAGCCUAUGGUAAGAUCAGUGCUCCAUGAUUGCUUUGAACAUAGGCAGUGGCACCAGGCUGUUCUGUCUGAAUGACGGAUACGUCUGCUACAACAUGUUAUGUUUUGCGUGCAUUAUCCAAAGGAAACAUGAGUACGAAUUGAUAAUCUUGGAAAAAAUCAGUGUUUUACAGGGUGAACUUUAAAUUGAUUUUUUUUUAUUAUGACAUACCUUGAGUAAUGUUUAAAAAUGACAGUGUUUCACUUUGAUUAAGUGAUCUAUAUAAUUUAUAUAGCAUGUACAAAUGCUAAAUCGGGGAUUCAAUUGUCUUAUAUAUGGUACUUAUGUACAUGCAUUUUGAGGGGCAGCAAGACAAUGUGACUGUUCCCGGCAUCUGCUUAUUUCUCAGUUACUUCACCAGCCAAUAUUGGGUGGACGGUAUUUCUUGAACUGAACUGGUCAAGUGUCAAGUGUUAUCUAAUGACCAAAAUAUAGCUGUUUAUCUGUUUAUCCAUAAAUUGUACACACCUUACCAGAUAGUUUUACAGGACAAUCAUUCAUAAGCCAAUGAUUUACCACUACAUGUCAGACUUAAUUGUUGUUGCCUCAUUUAAAAUUGUGCAAAUGUUACAAAAUGUAUCGUUCUCCAGAUGUGCUCAAUUACAAUUUCAGUAUUAAAUGAUUUUUAACACAAA
Molecule: messenger RNA, 3286 nt
Organism: Clupea harengus (Atlantic herring)
Lineage: Eukaryota; Metazoa; Chordata; Actinopteri; Clupeiformes; Clupeidae
Gene: prune1
Product: prune exopolyphosphatase 1
Cellular component (GO): cytoplasm
Molecular function (GO): exopolyphosphatase activity
Source: RefSeq, a predicted model, not a curated record